AUGGACUUUUUUGGCCAGCGCGGCAAGCCGUCGAGGCCCGGCCAACGCCCUGCCUCGAUUGUCACAACUACAACCACAACAGCUCGAGUGCAAACAUCUCAGAUACCUACAACACAUAAAAAACCACCUCUUGCGCGACACAAUGCAUUACCAGAUGCUGUGAAAAAGCGCAUCGAGCGUGACCGGAUAGCGGCACACAAAGCGACCGGAAAUGAUGCCAAUAAUACGCACACUGUGCGCGAUUCGAAUAGCAUGCAAGCUACAUAUGAACAGCCGAAAAAACGAGCGAAAACAUCAUCAGCGCCACGUGAGCGCACUAAUCGGUUUCGCCGUUCUCCUAUCAAGGAAGAUGACGACCACUCCGAUGACGCUAGUGGUUCGAAUCUGGAACACAUCACCCACAAAACACGUCCUAUACCAUCUCGAUCAAAGUUUGAAUACCAUGUUCCCCGUGAGAUCCUCGAUGUCCCUGGCUACAACCCCCUUUCCGAGGAAGUGCGUGUGAAUAAGGCGCCAACUAUAAGCAGCCGCGCUCUGGUCGAGGCCUCUGGUGCUGAAUACGAACUUUGUACGUGUUCUAUUCUUGACAUUGCUAACGACUUGUUUUGGGGCUGCACAGACUUUGAGAAUCUUGAUCGCGACACCGUUGUGAUACUUGAAUAUCCAGCAUCUGAAGCCGUGGAAGAAUUCACACUUCUUGUACCGAAGGAGGUUGACGAAUAUGACCCAAUCUCAGAUUUGCUGAGUGCCGUGGGUGUCAUGGUCGCACAUUACGUGCCGUCAGACAUGCAAGCUGAGUUUGGCUCACUGGAAAGCCUGGAAACAAGCAGCAACGCAGGGAUGCCGCUAAAAAAAACGGUCGGCGCCUCGCUUCCCAUGAAAAAUGCUGGUGAAUUUGAUCAUGCAUCACCACCACCUCUGGAUGAUGAGCCUAUCCUUCGUGCUUUCUCAAAAGCGCGAAACCGCCGGAACGGGCCACUAUUUGUUCGCACGCUUGACCGCUUCAACGCGAAGAUGCGACAGUUGAAAAAGGACGGCAUUCUUGCUGCUCAUGUUCAGUGGCUCGGCCAAACACAUGGCGUGCCACAACAUGUGUGGCGCAUUAUCCAAGAACAGGUAUAUGCGCGAGUUGUCGCGCCGCAUGUCGGUAAACUGAAACAAUAUGAAGCCUUUUCUGAUCAUGUGUAUGGAGAAAUGCUUCCGCCUUUUCUAAGUGAGAUUGCCCGUGUCGCCAACAUGGGUCCAUCGUCGGUCUUUGUGGAUUUGGGCAGUGGCAUAGGCAACUUGCUUGUCCAGGCUUCGCUGCAGACAGGUUGUGAGGCAUAUGGCUGUGAAUAUAUGCAGGUUCCCAGCGAGCUCGCUACGCGGCAGAUCAUGGAAGCGACGCAUCGCUGGCGCAUGUGGCUUUUAUGCGGCGGCCGGCGGCUCGAAGCGUGGCAUGAAGACUUUACGGACUCAGAACAUGUGAGAAAUGUGUUGCGACGCGCUGAUGUCGUGUUGGUAAAUAAGUGA
Molecule: messenger RNA, 1512 nt
Organism: Malassezia globosa CBS 7966
Lineage: Eukaryota; Fungi; Basidiomycota; Malasseziomycetes; Malasseziales; Malasseziaceae
Exons: 1
Coding region: 1-1512 (503 amino acids)
Biological process (GO): regulation of transcription regulatory region DNA binding; DNA repair; DNA damage checkpoint signaling
Cellular component (GO): nucleus
Molecular function (GO): histone H3K79 methyltransferase activity
Source: RefSeq, a predicted model, not a curated record